Bipolaris oryzae ATCC 44560 is the source of this 3465-nucleotide messenger RNA. RefSeq lists its product as uncharacterized. The transcript is spliced from 4 exons. Gene Ontology annotation, molecular function: protein binding. Bases 1 to 3465 code for a protein of 1154 amino acids. The record is from RefSeq and is a predicted model, not a curated record. Lineage: Eukaryota; Fungi; Ascomycota; Dothideomycetes; Pleosporales; Pleosporaceae.
AUGUUCAAGUGGUACCGUAACGCAUCGAAAUGCUACGUUUACCUCUCCGAUGUGUCUAGUACAGAUUGUGACUCGGAAAGCGUGGCGUUCUCGGAAAGCAAAUGGUUUACCCGAGGUUGGACGUUGCAAGAGCUUCUUGCUCCAUCAUGCGUCCAGUUCUUCUCAAAAGAAGGAGUUUUACUGGGCGACAAGCAUUCACUCGCCAAGGAGAUCUCCAGAAUAACAAAGAUACCGGUCGAAGCUCUUCAAGGGUAUGAUCUCUCCAAAUUCACUGUAGAGGAGCGUAUGCGAUGGGCUGAAGAACGAAAGACAACGCGUGAAGAAGAUCAGGUCUACUCGUUGUUGGGCAUUUUUAAUAUCCACAUGUCGAUCCUGUAUGGCGAAGAUGAGAAAGUGAGCAAGACGAAGGAAUGGUUAUCAGCACCAGACACUUCAAUCAAUUACCUGGAAGCACUUAAGCAGCGACAGCAUAACACCGGUCAGUGGCUGCUCGAUGGAGCGCGUUAUGAGACUUGGAAACUGGAGAGUGCGUCAUGCAUAUGGCUAUAUGGUAUUCCAGGUUGCGGCAAAACUAUCUUGAUUUCUACUAUCCUGGAAGACAUCUUUCUGUAUUGCGACAAGCAUCUUGGAUAUGCUCUUGCCUUCUUCUACUUCGAUUUCAACGACAUACAAAAACAAGAUGCCGAGCGGAUGUUACGAUCGGUGGUCGUUCAACUUUUAGAAGAGUCUGCUGAAAUACCUUUGAGUCUCGACGCCCUGUUUUCUUCGCAUAAUAAUGGGAAACGACCCCCAGCUUUCAAUAGCCUGCUGGAGGUAGCACGCGAUCUGAUAGUGCAGUUUCCACAAGUCUACAUCGUUCUGGAUGCAUUAGAUGAGUGUACUCAAUGGUCUGAGUUGAUGAAAAUGCUUGAGACUAUAGCUAGCUGGAAGCUUCCGAAUCUGCAUCUCAUCAUGACAAGUCGGGAGGAGCCAGAUAUCAAGAGCGCUUUGACUGACCUUGUGGAUUCGCAGAAUAGUAUCUGCAUUCAGAGUGACUUAGUCGAUAGAGAUAUACAGCUGUAUAUCCGCCAGCGACUUUCUAACGAUAAGAGCUUGGUUAAGUGGAAAAAGGACCCCGCUCUGCAGCAAGAGAUUGAGAUAGCCCUCAUGGAGGGUUCCAGAGGAAUGUUUCGGUGGGCUGCAUGCCAGCUGGACACGCUCGGGAAGUGUCUGAAUCGAUCAAAGUUGCGGAAAGCACUCGAAACACUACCAUCCACCUUGGACAAGACCUACGAACGCGUAUUGGAGAGCGUCAGCGAUGAAUAUGCUGAAUAUGCUAUCCGCAUUCUUCAGUGGCUAGCUUUCUCAGAGCGCCCACUAACAGUAGAAGAACUCGCAGAAGUGAUCGCAAUUGACAUUUCACGCAACCCAGAAUUUGACCGAGACGAAGUGCUAGAAAACCCCUUCGACGUACUGAGAAUCUGCUCCAGCCUGAUCACUAUCACAGACCACCGAUGCUAUUCAGCUAGGUCAGUAGUUGUGCUCGCGCAUUACUCUGUCAAAGAAUAUCUCAUCUCAGACAGAAUAAAGCGAGGCCAUGUAGCUCUUUAUAGCUUACAGGCUACGGCGUGCCAAGGCACUAUGGCUGCGGCGUGUCUAGGUUACCUUAACCAGUUUCAGAAGCCUGAGCUUGUAACAAAACAAUCCUUGGAGGGAUUCAAGCUGGCAAGAUAUUGUGCGGAGUUCUGGAGAAUAUGCGAUACUCCACUCCAAGUAGCUUCGGCCAAAGGUCAUGAGGGUGUUGUCAAACUACUACUUAAUGCCGGCGCCGAGGUCAACGCAAAGGGUUAUCGAUAUAGUAACGCACUUGUUGCUGCCUUGGAAUCUGGGAAUGAGUGCAUUGCUAAAAUAUUGCUCGAAGCAGGCGCCAACGUUGGUCCAGAUGAUCAAUACAAAGGCGCCUUGCAUCAUGCUAUUCAAGGGCCAAGAUGUACCCCUUCACUGGUCAGCAUUUUGCUGAGAUUUGGUGCACCAGUGAGCGCAGUUGAUGCGGACAACAUGACCCCUCUGCACUAUUGUGCCAAACAUGGUCUCGAUACUAUAGCUACACAACUUAUCAACGCCAAAGCAUCGAUUGAUGCAAGAGCUCGUCGCAGGAGACUUGGGGUCUCGACCAUCGAAUCACCUAACCUGGGAGGUGCAGGACUUAUUUCUACAGUCUCGGAAAUAGGCCUGACUCCUCUCCAUUUCGCGGUCAUGAAUCUGAACGUCAAAAUGACCAAAAUUUUGCUCGAGCAUGGUGCCGACCCCAAUGCGCUUUCUGAUGACCAUGAAACACCUCUGCAUCUGAUACUACGUUGUGCUCAGCUUGCUCAUUAUACAAUAAGAGAUAUCCAGAAGGAAAAAAUCUCCAAAGGACACGUUACGUCCGGCUUUGCGAGGGUUGAAAAGGACGGGAUGAACACUUCACCAAGAAAGGGGACUGAUAUGCGCGAAGAAAUAUUGAAUCUUUUACUUGAGAAUCCUAGGACAUCUCUGAAUGUAAAGGACUACCAAGGACGAAGUCCAUUACACUGUAUUGAGUAUAGCUGGGCGAAGAGCGCCGCUGAGGUACAAACCCUCCUGGCGUCCGGAGCUGACCCAAACUGUUGCAACCUACGAAAACAAACUCCGCUACACCUUGCCAGUAAAGCUGGAAAUCAUGCAUCGGUCAAACUCCUACUCGAGUAUAGUGCGAAUGUAGAACUGACGGAUGACUCGGGCCUUAACGCACUUCACUAUGCAGCUCAACUCGGGGACGACGAAACCAUGAUUGCUAUUCUUAAAGUAAAAUGGGACAAAGCAUUGGAACUUGUACUAUCCAGAGACAAAAUUGGAAGAAACGUGCUCCAUCAUCUCUUCAUCCAAGGGAACUGGAUUAGAGUCAGCAUGCUACGUUUUCUGCUUAGCCAAGGGGCCGAUAGUGUAGCAGUUGAUGAUUCUGGAUGUACCCCGUUGGUAACUUGCCUCCAAAGUCCUUUCUACACCAACCCCGAAAUCUGCGAGCUGCUAUUGAAGGUUGAGGGCAACGCGACCUUUUCGGACAGCAAGGGCCGGCACCUUGGACACCUAUACAUCCAAAAGCUCAACGCUAACGUUCAAACGCUCCGGCUCCUGCACGACAGCGGUGUCGAUUUGACAAAGAAGGAUCACGGUGGGAAGACAAUACUUCAUACCGCCGCCAUAGAAGGCUCCCUGACUGACAAAUUGCUCGAGUAUCUUGUCGAUGUUGUUGGCCUUGGAAUAGCCGACCAAGACAUGCAUGGCCGAGAUGCUUUACAGUAUGCCACCGAGAGAUAUGAGAGGAUAGAAGAGGAAGGAGAAGACAUGGAACUACUUGUGCGAUAUGGUAUGGGAGGUAUCAGCGACGCUGUUCACAAAAAUGCCCGUCUAGCAGUCAUACGUCGCAUGACUGACCUCAUGGAACUCGGCACGAAGCAGGAAUAG